Angiostrongylus costaricensis is the source of this 564-nucleotide messenger RNA. The record is from the annotation of a GenBank genome assembly. NCBI's taxonomy places the organism in Eukaryota, Metazoa, Nematoda, Chromadorea, Rhabditida, Metastrongylidae.
UUGAAUGUUUUAUGCGCAGUGGCAACAGGUCUGAGAAAUCUUUCUUUAGAUUCAAGGAACUUAGAACUUAUUGGAAAGUACGAACUAAGUGAUCUGAUAGAUAAGCUUCCUAACACCGCUGUCCGUCGUUCGCCUGUUAGCGACCAGACUAUCGUGGCCGUGUUGAGUAUGCUUUUUGAAGUGGUCAGAAGUAGUGCUGCUUUCACCAAGGGUUUUCACGAGGCUAGUAGUACCAAAAAGUUGCGAUUGCUAGUCCACAGUUAUCCAAUGCAUUCAAACGGAGUGUGUAAACAUGCAAGCCAAGUACUAUUCUUGGUGUGGCAGCACAAAGAAUUGCACGACGGAUUCAAGAGAAGUGGUUUGAAAGAAGCAGAUUUCUACUCGGGAACGGCGAGGGGUGAUUCGACAACGUUGGUAAGGCCAAUAUCAAGUCAAGGAAAGCAGAAACCUGAUCUGUUGGAUGAAACGACAAGUGGCGAAGAAGAAUAUUGCGCGGUUACUGACUCACAGCAUCGACGUCCCUUACACCAUCAACAAAUCGCUCCAGAAAUUCAGAGCAGGUAA